Manihot esculenta (cassava) is the source of this 2107-nucleotide messenger RNA. Its product is annotated as cell division cycle 20.1, cofactor of APC complex. Gene Ontology annotation, biological process: positive regulation of anaphase-promoting complex-dependent catabolic process; anaphase-promoting complex-dependent catabolic process; positive regulation of ubiquitin protein ligase activity. Bases 316 to 1683 code for a protein of 455 amino acids. The record is from RefSeq and is a predicted model, not a curated record. The transcript has 6 exons. NCBI's taxonomy places the organism in Eukaryota, Viridiplantae, Streptophyta, Magnoliopsida, Malpighiales, Euphorbiaceae. Gene Ontology annotation, cellular component: anaphase-promoting complex. Gene Ontology annotation, molecular function: ubiquitin ligase activator activity; anaphase-promoting complex binding; protein binding.
AUUUCCAUUUUAAAAUCUUUGAAGGCGAACGCUUCAAUCCACCAAGCGAAUACAAAACCCUAAUUGCGAUUCCAAGCGGUAUAAAAAUCCAGAAGUUCACUUGAUAAUCCACAAUCAUAAUCUCUCUCUCUCUCUCUCAAUCAACAGCAAAGCUCGCUAAGCCUUCUGUAUCGCUCUCCUUAUCUGUCUUUUAUCUUUGUCUUCUGUUUGGUGUUUAUCUUUCUAUCUAAUCCGUCUUCUUGUUUUACAGGAUUUGGUUUCUUGGUUUGUAUUCUUUUUGUUUUGUUAUUCCUUUUUUCUGUUUGUAUUAACAUUAUGGAUGCAGGAUCAGUAAACUCCUCUUCGAACUUGAAAUCACAAUCCAGAUUCCCGCUUCAAGAGCAGAUUCUUCAGAGAAAGAGUUCUAAAGAAAACUUGGAUAGAUUUAUUCCGAAUCGGUCAGCAAUAGAUUGGGACUAUGCACAUUACAUGCUAACUGAAGGUAAGAAAGGUAAAGAGAACCCUUUAGAUUGCUCACCAGCAAGAGAGGCCUACAGAAAGCAACUGGCAGAAACUUUGAACCUGAAUCGGACUCGAAUUCUAGCUUUCAAAAACAAGCCUCCUGCUCCUGUUGAAUUGAUCCCUCAAGAGCACAUUUCCUCAUCUCAGCUUCAGGCUAAACCAACUAAGCCGCGCAGACACAUUCCACAGAGUUCUGAGAGGACAUUGGAUGCUCCAGACCUUGUUGAUGAUUUCUACCUGAACUUACUGGAUUGGGGCAGCAGCAAUGUUCUAGCUAUAGCUCUUGGAAACAGUGUGUAUUUGUGGGAUGCUUCUGAUGGUUCUACCUCAGAACUUGUGACAAUUGAUGAUGAAAUUGGUCCUGUUACCAGUGUCAAUUGGGCUCCUGAUGGACGCCACAUUGCCAUUGGCUUGAACAAUUCUGAGGUCCAGUUGUGGGAUUCUGCCGCUAAUAGACAGCUAAGAACGUUGAAAGGUGGGCACAGAUCAAGAGUUGGGUCACUGGCAUGGAACAACCAUAUCCUCACUACUGGAGGAAUGGAUGGCCAAAUAAUUAAUAAUGAUGUGAGAAUUAGAUCACACAUUGUGGAGACGUAUAGAGGACACCAACAAGAGGUUUGUGGACUUAAAUGGUCAGCUUCUGGCCAACAAUUAGCUAGUGGAGGCAAUGAUAACCUCGUUCACAUAUGGGAUAGAUCCUUGGCAUCAUCAAAUUCAGCUACUCAAUGGCUUCACAGGCUAGAGGACCAUACUUCUGCAGUGAAAGCUCUCGCUUGGUGUCCAUUCCAAGGAAAUUUGCUGGCCACUGGAGGAGGUGGUGGUGAUAGGUGCAUAAAGUUUUGGAAUACACACACCGGUGCCUGCUUGAACUCAUUGGACACUGGCUCUCAAGUCUGUUCUCUAUUGUGGAGCAAGAAUGAGAGAGAGCUGCUUAGCUCUCAUGGAUUUACUCAAAAUCAACUCACACUAUGGAAAUAUCCAUCAAUGGUGAAAAUGGCAGAACUCACUGGCCACACAUCUAGAGUCCUUUUCAUGGCUCAGAGUCCAGAUGGUUGCUCAGUGGCAACAGCAGCAGGCGAUGAAACCCUUAGAUUCUGGAAUGUUUUUGGGAUUCCAGAAGCGGCUAAGCCUGCUCCAAAAGCAAAUACGGAGCCUUUUUCCCAUUUGACUCGCAUCCGGUGAAGAGGAUCAUAUGCCGUGAGGAUAGAAGUUGGACUCGUUCAAGCUCAUGUCUCUCAAUAAAGAAGAAAUCAGAGUUUGAGUGAGUUUCUUUUUCACACCAAACAACUGCCAUGGUUGAAAUAGAAGUUUGGUGUCAAUUGCCUAGUCCUUGAGUAACAUUAGAGAACCCUCCUCCUCCAACAACAAACCAAUUAAUUGGCUCCGGGUGAUACAAUGGGGCUUCAGUACGGCCAGAUUUCAAGUUCUAGUGAAUAUUUAAAAAAAAAAAAUUAAUAAUAUGGUUCUGGAAAAGAUUGGAUGUAUCAUUUUGUUAAUAUUAGAAGCAUUCAGAUUCUUUCUCCGUGGAUGUAGUCACUCUCAUGUGAGGAACCACGUCAAUUUGUAUAUUUUAUUUUACUUGGUAUUUUAUGGUUUAUUGCUUUUA